This is a messenger RNA of Saxophila tyrrhenica, 963 nucleotides long. Its product is annotated as short-chain alcohol dehydrogenase. The record is from RefSeq and is a predicted model, not a curated record. The coding region runs from base 1 to 963 and encodes 320 amino acids. The transcript is spliced from 3 exons. Lineage: Eukaryota; Fungi; Ascomycota; Dothideomycetes; Mycosphaerellales; Extremaceae.
AUGACCAUCGCAGACUACACCGACGCCUUCUGGCAAUGCUUCUUCAUUCCAACACCAUCUCUGACCGAGAAGAAUCUUCCCAACCAAGCCGGACGAGUGUUCAUCAUCACGGGAGGAUACGCAGGAUGUGGCAAAGAGCUCUCAAAGAUCGUCUACUCCAAGAACGGAACAGUAUACCUCGCUGGUCGAUCGAAGGACAAGGCAGACAAGGCCAUCGAGGAGAUCAAGCAAGCCCACCCAUCUUCUGACGGACGUCUCGAGUUCCUGCAGGUUGACCUGGCAGAUCUGGCCUCCAUCAAACCUUCCGUCGACUCCUUCAUGCAAAAGGAACAACGCCUCGACGUCCUCACCAACAACGCCGGCGUCAUGGUCCCGCCAGACGGAUCCAAAGCCUCGCAAGGCCACGAACUGCAAAUGGGCACCAACUGCCUCGGCCCUUACCUCUUCACCAAGCUCCUCACGCCUUUGCUCCAGAAGACCGCUUCCUCCAGCCCGCCAGGCUCCGUCCGCGUGACGUGGGCCGCGUCAAUGGCUACGCUGUUCUCACCAACCAACGGCGUGGUGAUGGAGUCCGCCGGCCCUAAAGUCCACGGCCAGAACGGCGUCAACUACGCGCAGUCGAAAGCCGGUAACGUGCUGCUCGCGAAAGGGUAUCAAGCGGAGCACAGCAAGGACGGUAUCGUCAGCAACUCCUGGAACCCGGGCAACUUGAAGAGCGAACUGCAGCGCCAUGUCCCUUCGGUGGGCACGAUGCUCAUGGGCUUCAUGUUGUAUCAACCGGUGUAUGGUGCGUACACCGAGUUGUACGCUGGAUGGGCGGAGGAGGCGGGGAAGGAGGAGGGGAAGGGGGCGUAUUAUGGACCGUGGGGGAGGCAGGUGAAGCUGAGGGAUGAUGUGAGGAACAGCUCGGCGCAGAAAGAGUUUUUGGAGUGGUGUGAGAAGGAGACGAAGCCGUUUGCGUAG